Molecule: messenger RNA, 287 nt
Organism: Acaromyces ingoldii
Lineage: Eukaryota; Fungi; Basidiomycota; Exobasidiomycetes; Exobasidiales; Cryptobasidiaceae
Product: kinase-like protein
Exons: 3
Biological process (GO): protein phosphorylation
Molecular function (GO): protein kinase activity; ATP binding
Source: RefSeq, a predicted model, not a curated record
UGGGAAACCGAAAGCUCAUUGCAUAUUCUUAUGGAUCUGGGGACCCGUGGGGACCUAGAAAAUUAUCUGGCUCAAAGGAACAAGGCUAGCAUUGAGCUCCGACGAAAUCUCUUUGCACAAGUCUGCGCUGGGUUGCAUUACCUUCAUGAAGGUCAAGACAACCAAGUGUCGGUGAUUCAUCGCGACUUGAAAACCUCCAAUGUCCUGAUCGACCACACUUUCCGAGCAAAAAUUGCCGACUUUGGAUUGGCAAUCGUAUGUGACAAACACGCGAAAGGACAUUGGGG